Molecule: messenger RNA, 999 nt
Organism: Aspergillus candidus
Lineage: Eukaryota; Fungi; Ascomycota; Eurotiomycetes; Eurotiales; Aspergillaceae
Gene: tim21
Product: protein tim21
Exons: 5
Coding region: 31-750 (239 amino acids)
Biological process (GO): protein import into mitochondrial matrix
Cellular component (GO): TIM23 mitochondrial import inner membrane translocase complex
Source: RefSeq, a predicted model, not a curated record
GCGACCCCUCCCCUUCCCUGCAAUGUCGCUAUGAGUCUCUCUCUUCGCCCCCUUUCCGCACAGGCCUCGCGUGUCCUUCUACUGCGCCCUGCUGCUGCUACUGCUCGGUUUCCCCGCACCGCCGACCUCGCGCGCAGCUAUGCCACCUACCGCGACAUAGGCCAACAGCCCGGAGCGACGCCCUCCCCGCGAAGGAGAAACGUCACCGUGUUGUCCGACGACGGCCGGUAUGAAUGGGGGGAGCUGAGCGGGCGGGAGAAGGUCGCGCGGGCAACGCAGCAGUCGGUCAAUCUCGCCGUUAUUUUGGUCGGCGCCACGCUUACUGGCGGCGUGUUUUACCUUCUCUACACCGAGGUCUUCUCCCCCAAUAGUCGUACCUGGCAGUUUGAAAAGGCCGUCGAGCGCAUCAAGGACGAUCCCCGUUGUACGGACUUGCUCGGGGACCGGCGCGAGAUUACGGCUUUUGGCGAGAAUACUUGGAGCCGAUGGGCGCGGAACCGGCCUAUUGCGACAACCAUUGAGAAGGAUCGCCUGGGUCGUGAACACUUGCGCAUGAACUUCCAUGUUGCCGGCCCGCGGAACUCCGGCGUCGUUGUCGUGCACAUGAUGAAGCCGCUCGACAAGUCCGAGUGGGAGUAUCAGCUUCUUGCGCUGGAUGCUAAAGGCCACUCGCGUCUGAUUCUCGAGCAAGCCCAUGACAAGCCUGGUGUGGGCAAGGCGCUAAAGAUCUUCGGCAUCCAAUGGCGAUAAGCAUUGAUGCUGGAUGUGGUGUGGUCAGUAUAUCAGAACAUGAUACUGACUCGAUUUCCACGGCUAUCUAGACCCAGCUCCGCGGUCGGAGUGUAGUAAGGCGUCACGAAAGCGUGCCUCAUCUUUGUACACAUACCCCGGCGGGAGACUAGCCGAGGGAUUCUCAAGAGCAAAUCGGACUCGAUCCAGUGUUCUCUAAGCCAGUGCUACUAUCCCUGGCCAACUAUUCGCUUGUACCAUAGAAUGAAC